UCCUGAGAGUCCAACAGCUCCACACCCAUGGCCAAAGCAUCGUACCAAAACCUUGUUCUACUUGCACUGUUAGUCUUACCCACAGCACUCAGCCAAUCGGAACAAGAUGUCCAUCAGGCUCGUGGGAGAAGUUUUCAUUUACCUGACACCGGUUCUGACAGUAGCCUAUGGAAAUCUCUGGAAGACCAUCUGACCAGUUCCAUUACCACGGUGAUAAUUCCUGCAGUUUACACCGUUAUAUUGAGCAUCGGGCUCCCAGCCAAUGGGAUCGCUCUUUUAGUCUUGGUCAAAAGGAUCCAGCGAUUACCGUCCACCAUCUUCCUGAUGAACCUGGCUGUAGCUGACCUGCUCCUGUGCCUCGUGCUGCCGUUCAAAAUUCACUAUCACUUCCUGGGCAACCACUGGCUCUUUGGUGAGGCUCUGUGUCGGACAAUGACGGCCUUCUUCUACGGGAACAUGUACUGCUCCGUCCUGCUGCUCACCUUCAUCAGUGUGGACAGAUACUUCGCUCUGGUCCACCCGUUUCUCUCCAAGCGAUUCCGGGGCAAUGGCUUCGCUGUCCGGAGCUGUUGUGUGAUUUGGCUGCUUGUUGUCGUUGCCAUGUUACCGUUUCUCCUCCGUAGACAGACCUAUCCAAUCCAGAACCUCAACAUCACCACCUGCCAUGAUGCCUUACCAACAUCAUUGGUCACUGAUUAUUUUUUUUACUACUUUUUGUGUUUGGUUGUGUUUGGGUUUUUUAUUCCGUCUCUUAUUACCAUAUUCUGUUACCUGUCUAUUGUCAGAUCAUUGAUAUUGGAAGAAAGCAAGUAUUGUAAAGCUAUAAUGACCAUGGUGUUGGUACUGACUGUGUUUUUGAUAUGUUUCACUCCCAGUAAUAUAACCCUGUUGGUACAUCACUCACCGAUCCACCUCACUGACAGCAAUGACCUGUAUUUACUCUAUCUGAUCUGCCUUCUGCUCAGCACCUUCAACAGCUGCCUUGACCCUUUCAUCUAUUAUUACAUUUCUGAGGAAAUUCGGAAUGAAGUCACAAACAUGGUUCUUUGCAAAGCAGAGAAGCGUGAAGAUUCUGGAAAAAGGUCUGAGCAGUUUGUUCUGACUAGCUCCUCUUUGAAUUGAAUUUAUUGUCCCGUGUACCGAGGGACAGUGGAAAGCUUUGUCUUGCGAGCAACACAGGCAGCUCACAGAAUUAAGUAGCAGAGAUAGUAAAUAAUAGGUCAACAUCAGCAAAAACAAAACCACAGGUACAGGUAAAUGUAAGGUGUUUGUGAGUCCAUUCAGUAAUCUAACAGCAAUAAGGUAGAAACUGUUUUGAAACCGGCUGGUGCAUGUUCAGGCUUCUGUACCUUCUCCCCAAUGGUAGAGGUUGUAGGUAAGUGUUGCCAGGGUGGGAGGGAUCUUUGAGAAUGCUGGUGGCCUUUCCUUGACAGCGGGCCUGGGAGAUGGAUUUUCUCGAUGGGAGGUUGGCCUUUGUGAUUGUCCAGGCUGAGUUCCCCACUCUCUGUAACCGUCUCCGAUCUUGAACAGUACAGUUGCCAUACCAGGUAGUGAUACAUCCAGACAGAAUGCUCUCGAUGGCGCACCUAUAAAAGUUGGCAAGGGUAUUCACCAUCAUGGCAAAUUUCCUCAGCUGCCUCAGGAAGAAGAGACGUUGUUGGGCCUUUGUAACCAGUGCAUCCACAUGAAGAGUCCAAGAAAGCUUGUUGUUGAUGACCACUCCCAGGAGCUUGACACUCUCCACUUGUUCCACCUCUGUGCUGUUAAUGUGUGUGGGGGUGGGGGUGGGGGGGUUGGUGGGCAUGAGUAACAUCUUGCUGAAAGUCUAUAAUGAGUUCAAAGAACAAAGAACAUUUACAGCCCAGGAACAGGUCCUCUGGCCCUCCAAGCCUGAGCUGAUCCAAAUGUACUGUCUAAACCUGUCGCCCAAUUCCUAACCAUCUGUAUCCCUCUGCUCCCCACCUACUCAUGCAUCUGUCCAGACACACCUUAAAUGAAUCUACCAUGCCUGCCUCUACCACCUCCGCUGGCAACGUGUUCCAGGCACCUACCACCCUCUGUGUGAAGUAUUUGCUGCGUGUAUCCCCCUUAAACUUUCCACCUCUCACCUUGAACAUGUGACCUCUCGUUAUUCAAUCUCUCACCCUGCGAAAAAGCUUAUCUCUAUCCACCCUGUCUAUACCCUUCAUGAUUUUAUAAACCUCAAUCAGGUCCCCCCUCAAUCUCCCUUUCUCUAAUGAAAAUAAACCUGACCUACUCAACCUCUCUUCAUAUCUCGCACCUUCCAUACCAGGCAACAUCCUCGUAAACCUUCUCUGCAUCCUCUCCAAAGUGUCCACAUCCUUUUGGUAAUGUGGCACCUGGAACUGUACACUGUAUUCUAAAUACGGCCAAAGCAAUGUCAUGUACAAUGUUAACAUGACCUGCCAGCUCUUAUACUCAAUACCCCGCGCAAUGAAGGCAAGUAUACCUUAUGUUCUUUAGAGAACAGCCAGGGAAUUCCUAGAGGCAUGGCAUUCAUCCACAAACUCCAUCAACAAACACAUCGACCUGGACCCAAUAUACCAACCACUACAGCGGACAGCUGAAACUGACACCCGGAGGCGGCAAGGACAGACCACUAUAAAUACCGGAAGAAACAUCAAAGAAGCGCUUCGCAGGAGGCUCCAGAGCACUGAUGAUGUCUCCUAGCCAGGGGACGAAAUGUUUGCAACAAAAACUACCAGCUCGGUGAACAGAACCACAACAUUACUCUCUGUCUUUUGUUGCUCAACCAGUUCUUUAUCCACCUCGCUAGAACACCCUGCACACCAUGUGACUUCACUUUCUCCAAGUUCCUUGGUUUUGCCAGCAUUGAGAGCUCGGUUGGUCUCAGUGCACCAUUUUUCCAGGUCUUCCACCUCCCGUCUGUAGAUUGUUUCAUUGCCAUCUGAGACUCAACCGAACGUGGUGGUAUCAUCAUCGAACUUGUAAGUGGCAUCAGUCUGGUAUUUGGCGACGCAGUCAUGGAUAUAAAGCAGGCAGUCAUGUGGAUUGUGGAGAGUAACCACAUCAUUGUCUCCCAUUUGUGAAUUGCACACCCUCUGACCUGUCCAUUGCUCUUUCUGAGCCAAUCAGAGACUCCGACCAGCUUUAUGACUGUGACACAUCACUGGAGAUAUGGGUAGGCAAACUUGUCCCGUUUUUAAAUUUGUUAUUUUUCUCAGUGAUUGCAUCUUUCCCUAUUGGUUAAUGUCAGAUUAUAUCUGGGAUCACUAAUGCCUGUUGAAACUGAGAAGCCCUAGACAGAGAAGGCGACACAUAACUCAGAUUGAGUUAUCGAAUGUAAUCUACUGACUCAAACUAAAAAUGAGUUGAGUGCUUUGUCAGUGUUGGUGAGGAGAGAGUGAGUGACCAGCUCGAGGGAUUGAUGCCUGUUAUGGAUGUGGGAGUGGGCUAUGUAAAUAGAGUGACUUCAGGACAGAGGGCCAUUCAGUCCAUUCUUGACAGUGAGAUCCAAGUGCACCUGCUUCUCCUGUUACAGCUGGUGGAGCUGCUGAGAAUGUGGGAGCAAUCUCGAGUUUGGCAAGCAUUAGGGUAGGAUAGCUAAUGAUGACAGGUUUGAGACAAGUUUGCUCUGGCACUGGGAGGUACACUGUCAUCACUUCAACCUUGAAUUGAUUGUGUUCCUUGAGUAAUCUCCUCACCGUGGCUGCACCUUGUUCCCCACAGAAGGACGCCUCCAGACAAAUCCUAUCAAGCAGAUGACUCUGAACUGCUCACUUGUUUUUCACUCGGGAGUAAUGAGAAACGCAGGCAAUUUCUUCAUUCUUUCACUGACUAGGCCAACAUUUAUUGCCCAUCCCUAAUUACUCAGGGGUCCGUUCAGAGUGAACAUUGCUGUGGGUCUGGAGUCACAUGUAGUCCAGACCAGGUAAGGACAACACAUUUCCUUCCCUAAAGGAUGUUACUGAAGCAAUUGAUAGCGAUUGACGCUUGCUGUCCUGAUCUGUGUAAAAAGCCAAUGUUUUAAUUCAGAUUUCUUCAUUGAAUGUGUGUUCCAUCUGCUGCUGUGAUAGGACUUGAACCCCGAUCCUGGAAUAUUACCGCGGACCCUCUGAUAUAUUUGUAGAGUGCCUUUCCCAUUACGUUGAAUACAAAGUGAAUAUGUGCCGCCCACAUCAUUCUGACUGGAUUUUCAGAUUGAGUGACACAAGCCUUUUGGGAGAGAGAUAUUGUCUCUGGUCAAACGGGGAGCAAUAGUCCCGGUGAACCACUGUCACCCACGGUCUGACACAUUGACCAAUGAUGCCAGGAACCUCCUUGGGACUGUCCCCGUCUGAAACAUGUGCUCAGGUCAUUCCCAGAUUUCAUCAAACUCCCAACUGGGGUCACACAGCCACCAAGGAAAUCCCCGGCUUCUCUCUGAAUGUUCCGGAAACUGCUUUUUCUAUAAGUACCUCAGCAGAUACUUAUCUGAAAAUCCAGUACCUGACAAAUUAUCUGGACAGCUGAUCAUUUCUAAGAUAUAAACACUGAACCCAGCUCACUCUGUUCCAUUUUUAGUUUGCAUUGUGAGAAACGAAGCUCACUCACUGCAAUAAUUUCAGUCCGAGACAAGAUCGGAAUCAGUAGUGUAUUUAUUUCACACUUGCAAGUGGGCGUGAUGUCUACAAGGCAGGGACAAAACACACUGAAUUCAACAAAUACUCAAUAUUUAUAUAAUUUGGUUCCUACAUAUUUUUUUCUUAUUUUAUUGUUUCCCCCCUGUUCACAUCCUCCACUUCCCUAAGACUGGUACCCAUUACUCCUGUUUAUCUCUUGUCUUAUCCGGCCUUGUCGGUGACAAAAUGCUUAUUUCUGGCCUCACAAGGCCGUUUGACCUCAUCCUGCUGUGGGUUAUUGUUAGGCAUUUCUUGCCUUACCUUUAUCUACUCCCUCCAUCUGUGCUGCCCCUCACAGCAUCUUAUCAGUAAGCCCUUUUAAUUGAGGUUUGUUCCUGUGUUUCUGUAAAAGUGGGAAACAGAUCUUUAUACCUACAGUUUAUACAGGCAUACCUAGUUUAACUGCCUCCCCUCACAGCAUCUUAUCUAGUGCCUGUAAUAUCUACCAUUGUUUUGCAGUCCCGAUUCUUUCUUGCAUACAUUUUUAGCUCAUCCAAAAAAACAAUUAUUUUUCCUCCACAUAGUUUCCAUUCUUGUUGACUCAGCUCCUGGCUGAAACAAUUACACACUGGUGUGAGCUCAUUUAUUUUUAUAUAAUCAAUUAUAAUUGCAGAAUUGCAGAAGUAACAUUAAUUUACCGAUAUCCCACAGCAUCAAAACAUCUCUUUCUGCUUUAGAACAAAGUACACUAAUCUAGGUGGAGGUUUAAGUUACUGAACCGGUUUACUCAACAAUUAAGGGAUAGGCCUCCAGAAGAUGUGGGUGGCUCAGUUGCUGUUAAACAGGUGAUUAAAGUGGGAUUAUUAAAACAUGAUUAUGUCUCUUGUUCCAAAGGGCAGUUCCUUCAUAGAAUCAAACACUCUCAACAUCAGGGGGAGGGUUAUAGUUUAGAAUAGAAUUAUAUUCAGUGUGAGUGUUCAGCAAAAAAAGUUCAAUUCUCUCCUCUGAUUGAGUUGAGGUUCUACCUAACAACUUCAGGCAAAGCCCCAGUCGAUUGGUGCUGAUUGAGGGAAAGGAAGUGAUGAUAGUGAUACAUUAAAACGCUGCAGUAAGAAUGGGAACCAUUUUCAGUAACUAUCUGUCAUUAUAAUAUGUAAUAUGGAAUGCUAUCAUUUGUAU
This is a messenger RNA of Hemiscyllium ocellatum (epaulette shark), 5762 nucleotides long. RefSeq names its product proteinase-activated receptor 3-like. NCBI's taxonomy places the organism in Eukaryota, Metazoa, Chordata, Chondrichthyes, Orectolobiformes, Hemiscylliidae. Bases 28 to 1122 code for a protein of 364 amino acids. The record is from RefSeq and is a predicted model, not a curated record. Gene Ontology annotation, cellular component: membrane. Gene Ontology annotation, molecular function: thrombin-activated receptor activity. Gene Ontology annotation, biological process: positive regulation of Rho protein signal transduction; phospholipase C-activating G protein-coupled receptor signaling pathway; blood coagulation. The transcript is spliced from 2 exons.